GGGCUAAUACCAUAUCCUGCGACGGACGGGGAGAGCAUGGUAAUCGUUUUGUAAAUUUAAAUUAUCAAAUUUUUCGUUCUUUUCACAGUAUGCGCAGUGGAGGAAUUUCGCUUAUUAUUAUAUUAGUUUCUAAUACGGAUUUGUUUAUGUGGAUAUUUCCGACCUGAACUUAUCUUGUUUUAGUUUGAUUCAUUCUACGCAUUUGGUAUGCUCCUGUUUAAACAACUGUUGCAACCGGUGUCUAAAAGCAGACAGUCUCCUUAGUAAUACAGGGCUUACCUAAUGAUUUUCCGACUGUCAAUAAGGUACGAUACGCAAAAAUAAAUUACAAAACCAAAACUACGGACACACUUCUUAUCAACCUAUAGAAUUUUUAUUAUGUCCGCUGGAGUUUUUAUAGAUUAACCCUACCUAUAAAAUCAGUACACAAUCACGUCUAACUUGUUGCCAUAUCCGCAGUAAAUUUAUAAAGCCUAUCACUAUCUAUGUCUCUAAUUUGGGUAAAAAGAAAUUAUCCCUACAAUCACUAAUUACCCUAACACAAACUAACCUUAACCCACCCGCAGUGCAUACUCUUCUUAAGACGUUGAUUUGAAAAAGUCAUGGUAGUUUUUCCGGGUUGACCCCAUCAAUUGAUAGACCCACGUGUCACAGUAACUCGUUCAUUAAGUUUGCAACCCGACAUCAUUUAUUCUAUGUGCACAUUGUUUAGGAUGUAUAGCCGUGAAUGAGAAACUAGGUCUCCAUAUUUUAACAUUUUGUUUUCGGUGGACAGCUAAAUAGGGCAAAGAUAUCAUACGUAUAUGUAAGGCGAUAAUGAUACACGUAUUUGUAUUGUCACCGUUAUCCUAUUUCGGCCUAACAGUUUGACAUUUGGAGUGGUAGAGCCGAAUGAAUUGUAAAAUGUUGCAAACCAUGAAUUUAAAACCAAGGAAGGGAUAACAGCACUCGUUCAGAACGUUGAAGUUAUGCAAAGACUCUGCUUAUUUUUUUUAAAAAAAACUGACCAUGGAUAAUCUACGGCUACUAUUUGUUUUAGUUUUAUAUUUUGUGAACUCGUACCGGUGCGACAGUUUAACAGUAAGAACAAGCAAUGGAAAUAUCACUGGAUAUGUGGAAAAGAUUGGAUCAAAUAGUGUUACCGUUUUCUUGGGAAUUCCAUAUGCUCAACCUCCAAUCGGACAAUUAAGAUUCAACCCACCCCAGUCACUCAACCUGAAACCAAGUAAAAAUAUUCAUGCUAAAAAAUUUAAACCUUCAUGUCUGCAAGAUAUAUCUAAAAUUAUUAUACCGAAUGCGGCUUUCUUAGAAAGCAAUGCCAUUUCUGAAGACUGUCUAUAUUUGAAUAUCUAUGUUCCCUUGACGAACAAUCAGAAUGGUUUCAGACGCAAGGUAAUGGUCUGGAUACACGGUGGACAGUUUCAGUACGGUUCUGGAAAUACGUUUGAUGCGUUGCAUUUAGCCCAGCAGGGAGAUGUAAUAGUGGUGACGAUCAAUUAUCGCCUGGGUGUAUUUGGUUUCAUGGGCACGGAUUCAGGGACUUCCGGUAACUGGGGUCUUUUGGAUCAGCGAAUGGCUUUAUUGUGGGUGAAUCAGAAUAUUGGAUAUUUUGGUGGAGAUGUUUACGAUGUUACAAUAUUUGGUGAAGAAGCUGGUGGAUCAUCUGUUGGGCUACAUGUUAUCAGCCCAAUAUCUCAAACCUUGUUCACCAAAGCUGUUUCACAUGGAGGACUAAAUUUCAACGAUGUUGUGACGAAAAUCCCUCGAAAGUAUACGCAUAUUUUAAUGGCUGUCACUUCUUGUAUUGAAAGUGGUCCAACUAUGCUAGUUCGAAUAAACUGUCUUAGAAAUAUUGAUGCCGAAAUAUUGCUGAGAAUAUCUUUGAAUAAAGAUAUGUUUGGACCAUUCCUUCCAACUAUUGAUGGUUUGUUCUUACCUUCCCCUCCUUAUAAACUAUAUUCUUCCCAAAUUCAUAACAGAGUACCAUAUCUUGUGGGAAUCAAUACUGGUACGAGGUCUAUUACUACGACUACAGCAAGUGCGUUUUUGGGAGACAUCAUACGAACUUUGCCCCCAAGACAAACACUUUCAGAUAAGCAAUAUCAACUUUUUAGGGACACCAUUCUAGCGCUAGUUCUUUUUCACUAUCAAUCAGACCAAACAAUAUCAGACGGAAAUGCCAACAUUUUUCACAAGGCAAAAGAGGAUUUUGAAUUAAGUGAAAUUUUAAAUAUUUUAAAGAAACACGCCAUGUCAUCUUCAACGUUUCUUUAUUCUUUUAAUACGGGAGCGACUACUUGGAGUAACUCUACUGCCGGGCAUUUACCUUUAAUGUUGGAUAAUGAUAUCAACUAUCGGCCUUCAAGACACUCAGUAGUCCAUCAACUUAUAAUGAGCGCCUGGAUUUCGUUUUCAAAAACAGGAUAUCCUAUGUAUGAUAAUGGAAACAUCACAUGGCAACCGUUUAACAAAUCACAGACUUACCUGGUAAUUUCACCAAAUUCAUCGCUGAAGGUUCAGAGUAUAAAAAACCUACUACCAAACAGGGAAGCUAUUUUAUGGGCUAAAGUUGUUCCAGGAGUAUUAAGUUUAGUUGGGACAAAUACUGUGUCCGAAGACAUAGCCUUGGUGGAUGAGCAUGACUCUAUUGAUAAUAGGAUAAUUCAACCCCAGAAUGAUUUUGAAAAGACAUGGGGAAUGACCCAAGGUCAGCUGGAAGCUCUGUUAAUAAGUGUGGUAUUAGCUCUACUGUUCUUAUCUGUAAUAUGUAUCGGAUUGGUGAGGAUGAUAAUACAGCCACCUAUAUUCAAGUCAAGUACAACAGGUCACCACCAAUUUGGCCAUUCUAACAGACAACAAAAUUACGACAAUGAAGUGUUUAACCUACAUCAUAAUUCUAAUGGACAAUCAGUGACAUCUAUAGAACUUAGUGAAAAUAAGAGAAACUAUUUUACUUCUAUGUAGAUUUAUGAAUAAUUGCCAGAAUUUCUGUAAAAAUAAUAUGUAAAUCUAUGAAAGGUGUAAGUAAAUUCCAUGUAACUUUCCAUUCCACCGAAAAAUGCAUAAGAAAUCUGAAAACCCCUCAAUACCGUAAAACCACUUAAUAACGAAUAAACAACACUUAUUGCCGAAAAAAAUGAAAAAUUAGGGACCUAGAGCAGGAGCCGAGGGCGGGGGGGGGGGUCAGCCUAUCUGGAAAGUUUACCAAUUUUCACCUAUAUGGUAUCAUUGCAUGUAUAUCUGGUAUCAUCAGAAGAAUGUAAGUCUGCCGGGUAUCUGGUGGUGGGUGUGGCUGUGAAGGCUGUGAUUCUGGUUAUGAAUUCUUAAGCUAGAUUAGCUCAAACGUGUAUCACAUGAAAAUGGUACAGCAGUGUACCUUACUUUUUUAGUGGUGGGAAACCCCUGACAGAGCUCUGUAAUUGCUAGGCUAGACUAGAAGUUGUUCAGCACCACCACAGGGAUCAUGAAUUACCACUGCCGCCCCCGCAACUAGGCUAGAUUAGCAGAAGCCUGUACCACCUGAAACUGCUUGGGACAGUGAACGACUACUACAAGACAGUUUGUGCGGUGGUGUACCUAUGACAGACACGCCCAAAAUGCCACGCCCCGCAACUAGGCUAGAUUAACUGAAGUGUGAACCACCUUAGACAUCUUGGAAAUUGUUUACAGCACCAAGAGAUAACACUACCCAUUGCUAGGGAGUGUGUGUGGUGGGGUUCACCCAACAGACACAACACCCAAGCCCCCCCCCCCCUGCAAAAUUAGAAUUGGAUUUAUCAACUGGUUCAGACGUAUUACAUAUUUUCAAGAAUAUGUAAUAUCUAUUAAAGAUUAAGUAAUCGUAUGAAGAAGAAUAAGUAGUGGUUCAACUCAGUGACCACAGACAUACGGCUCAUCGGUGUUUAUUAUAUGCAGCAACAUCGAUUAGGAGAAUGCCCGGUUGCCAAACCCUAUUUUAAGCUUUGACAUGGAAAUAUAGUCCAGAUUCUGAAUCUACACAUAGUGAAGUUAUAUAAUCCAUCAAAAAACAUUAGGUAGACUAUAUUCUUGAUUCCUGUGAUGGUGCUGAACACCUUCCAAGCAGUUUUAGCUGGUACCGACUGCAGCUAAUCUAGAUUGGUUGCGGGGCGUGGAAUUUUGGACUGUCUAUCAAGGGUGCCCCAACGCACAAACUGUCUGGCAGUGGUAAUUCAUGAUCCAUGUGGUGUUGCAGAACAACGUCCAAGCAAUUGUCAGGUGUAACCCACCACACAAACUCUGUCUGGCAGUGGUUAUUCUUGAUUUACGUGGUGGUGCUGAACAACUUCCAAGCAGUUUUAGGUGCAAUCUGAUUAAAAUACAGAUAUAUUUUUCGUUUCGUUUUGUUUUUUUAUAUAUUAGGAAGAUCUGAUCAGUUGUAGAGGUCAUACGAGCGACUUUUGACCUUAUGACGUUAGGCAUUUGAUUAACCAAUCAGCGUUCAUGUUUCUAGUGGGUUACCCACAGUUCCAUGCAACACACGCCAAAAAACUCGCCGUAACAGGCCGUUUCAUUGGCUUAUCCCUCACAUCAAUAGGAACGCGGGUUAUAGAACAACUCUUCCAGGCCCUAAUGUAGUAACGACAAGGAAAACGAAAUUUUGAACUAUAAAAACGAAACGAAAUAUGAUCUGUGUUUUAAUCAGAUUGUUUUAGGUGAUACAGAUUUCAGCUAAUCUAAUCCAGUUGGGCACGUGAUAUUUUGGGCGUGUCUGUCAAGGGUAACCCACCACACAAUGUCUGGCAGUGGUCAUACUUGAUUCAUGUCAUGUCGUGAUGCUGAACAGCUUCCAAACAGUUUUAAGUGGUACAGAUUUCAGCUAAUCUAGCCUAGUUGGGG
Molecule: messenger RNA, 4857 nt
Organism: Patella vulgata (common limpet)
Lineage: Eukaryota; Metazoa; Mollusca; Gastropoda; Patellidae
Product: fatty acyl-CoA hydrolase precursor, medium chain
Exons: 4
Coding region: 1009-2964 (651 amino acids)
Source: RefSeq, a predicted model, not a curated record